Ipomoea triloba (trilobed morning glory) is the source of this 3288-nucleotide messenger RNA. Its product is annotated as pentatricopeptide repeat-containing protein At3g42630-like. Bases 1372 to 2670 code for a protein of 432 amino acids. Lineage: Eukaryota; Viridiplantae; Streptophyta; Magnoliopsida; Solanales; Convolvulaceae. The transcript is spliced from 5 exons. The record is from RefSeq and is a predicted model, not a curated record. Gene Ontology annotation, molecular function: protein binding.
CCAAGAAGCAGCAGGAACAGUAACAGGAAAGAUCGAGAAAGAAGGGAAUGAAGAUUCACCACAACCGUCAGCAUCAGGAAUGGCCUCUCUCGCCAUAGACGGCGUGACAUCUAGGGCGCUGCGAUCGAUCAGUUCUGCAGCGGGUGAAGCAGGCCGGCGAAUGCUGCGGCCGCCAGUCCAAUCGGAUUCGGGUGGUCGCCGUGAGCAAGACGAAGCCAGCCUCCCUUAUCUGCCAAGUUUACGACUCUGGCUACCGUAAUUUCGGCGAAAAUUAUGUCCAAGAGCUCGUCGACAAAGCUCCACAGCUUCCAGAAGGAAGCCAUUGAAGGUUUUCGUUCAAGUAAUAAAUACAAGUAGAGAAGAAACUAAAUCUAGUGUUGAACCAUCUGCGUGUGUGGACCUUGUCAAACACAUUAGUUCAAGCUGCCCGAAUCUUGAAUUCCAUGGCCUGAUGACAAUAUGAAUGCUUGACUAUACUUCUGACCCCUGAGAAUUUUAAGACAUUAGCAAACUGUAGAAGUGAGGUAUGCAAGGCACUUGGAAUAGCUGAAGAGCAGUGUGAGCUGUCAAUGGGCAUGUCCAGUGAGUUUAAACUUGCAAUUGAAAUGGGCAGUACAAAUGUCAGAGUUAGAUCUACAAUAUUUGGAGCUAGGGAGUAUCCAAAGCUGUCGUCACCAAUAAUGAAAAUUCACCUAUACCAACAAAGGCGAGCUUUUUCCCUCUCGGUGACGAAGCACCAACACAGUGAAGCUCCGGCAGCUGGCCAAUCCGGCAGUGGUGAUGCCUUCCCCCUCUUCUCUCCCUCCCUCUUGUCGAAGUUGGCUGCCGGCAGUGAAGUGGUGUGUUGACGAGGAUGUUGCUCGGCGAACCAGUGAAGCUACGAAUCAAGAUGGAUUAUUUAAGAAGGAUUAUAAUAAGGUAAUUGUUUGCCAUACGAAGCCUCCAUUUGCGAGAGAACUGGAAAACUUGAGGUUAGGGUUCAGAUUGGGCGAAAAUCACAGACUUAAACAUGAAAUACAUGAAAAUGACAAGUUUACCCUCAUUUUUAACGUCAAUUUGACACCGUUUCUACAAGAGGACCACAGAUGGUUAUUUUGAAAAAGAUAGAGGACGAGUCCUGGUCGUUUUAAAGACGAGGGACCACCACUGGUAUAUCGCUAAUACUCGGAGGACCAAUGGAGCCAUGUAUUAUCCACAACGAACCAAAAACCAAUAAGAAGCCUUUCAAAAAAAAAAAAAAAACCAAUAAGAAGCCAUUACAGAAGCUCAAGCUGCAGUUAGCAUCAUCCGUGACAGAGCGCGCAGUUCAAUAUACCUUUCUCUUCUUGUUGAGCUUCUUGUUCUCCUCUUCGGCUCCAACACAGCUCUCAUAUGAUCAAGAACUUUAAGGUUCCACCGAACUCGACGAGCCUGGGGAAUGCUCGCCGCAGGACGUUCGAGGUCUUCCGCACAUGCAACCUCCACUCUCCCGUUGCAUCUGAAUUCCGCCGGAAUGCCCACCUCACUAACCCUAAGGAACCGUGGCACAACAAAGUGGAGAAAGUUGCUUUGAAUGGUUCUUAUGCAAAUAUUGCUUCAUUGAUAAAGGACUUGAGUAUAAAAGGACUACCUCUUGAAGCUGAAAGGCUUGUACUUGGUAUGAGAUCUGAAGGCUUUCUACUUGAUAUGUCUACCCUAUCUGCACUGAUGUUAUGCUAUGCCAAUAACGGUUUACUUAGUAAAGCACAGGCAGUUUGGGAUGAAAUACUAAACAGUUCUUUUGUGCUGGAUGUUCGAGUAGUUGCAAAACUAAUUGAUAUCUAUGGGUGCAUGGGAUAUUUUGAUAUGGUUGUCAAAAUUCUUCAUCAAGUACGGAUGAAAGACUCUAGCAUGCUUCCACGUGUUUAUGCACUGGCUAUAUCUUGUUUUGGAAAGAGAGGGCAACUUCAAUUGAUGGAAAUUAUGUUAAAGGAAAUGGUUUCCAUGGGCUUCCCUGUAGAUUCUGCCACUGGUAAUGCUUACGUGAUAUAUUACAGCCGUUUUGGUUCACUUACUGAAAUGGAAUGCGCUUACAUGCGUCUUAAGAGGUCAAGGAUUCUCAUAGAGGAAGACGCAAUUAGGUCGAUCUCUACUGCUUAUAUCAAAGAGGAGAAGUUCUACUAUUUGGGUCAGUUCCUCAGGGAUGUAGGCCUCGGUAGGAAGAACGUUGGAAACCUGCUUUGGAAUCUUUUGCUACUAUCGUAUGCCGCCAAAUUCAAAAUGAAAAGCUUGCAGAGAGAAUUCGUCAGAAUGGUAGAAUAUGGAUUUCGUCCUGAUCUUACGACGUUCAACAUUCGCACAAUGGCCUUUUCGAAAAUGUGCCUAUUCUGGGAUCUGCACGUAAGCCUUGAACACAUGAAGCAUGAACAAGUGGUUCCUGAUCUCGUGACUUAUGGAUCUGUAGUCGACGCUUACUUGGACAGAAGACUAGGAAGGAACCUAGAUUUUGCUUUAAACAAAAUGAAUGUAAACGAUCGUGUUGCCAUGUUAACAGAUCCAGUCAUUUUCGAGGCUAUGGGGAAAGGGGAUUUCCACUUGAGUUCAGACGCCUUCUUGGAGUUCAGUAGUAAAAAAAGUUGGACCUAUAAAGAGCUUAUUAAAACCUAUCUCAAGAAAAAGUUCCGUAGCAAUCAAAUAUUUUGGAAUUACUGACAAUGCAUAGCUCAUUCGCUCAAGAUUCUGUUAGGAAAACAACAUUGCACUUAUCUUUUUACAAGCUUCUCACGGAGUAAUGGCAUUACGUAUUGACUACCCGUGCUGUUAAAAACAAACUGCUUCUGCUAUCAAUGGGUUGUCUUGUGCAAGACAGACAGUGCCAUUCACCAGACAAAGUCUCCAAACAGCAUAGCACCCAGAUUUCUGCAGUGGGAUCUUCUCAUCAUGUAUCUAUUAAGCCCAUGACAGAAAGUGCAAAACAAGAAGCUAUGAGUCUUUUCAACAGUUUGGGGCAGUUGGUUAGUCAGCUGCUAAUGCAACCAGAAACUUUGUGGGCUCCGGGUUAGACCUCCCGAAUAAGAGUCAAAUUCUCGAGCGCGACUUGAGCCGAAUCUGAAUCCGGAUUAGUUUCGCAGUGAUGUGGAUACCCAAAAAACUUUGAUCUUUCAUUUUUGGUUGGGAGGAGUCAAAUGUUGUGUUUGUAUAUCCAUUGUGUCUGUCAGUCACUCAGUUGAUCCAAAGAUUAUAUGUUCAAGACACUAGUCCCUGUUUGGGGUUGACAUAAAUGUGUGACCUAUUAUUCUAUUAAAUUUUAGAAAAUAGGUUUAUAGUUAA